AAUGGACUAAGGAGGAGCUAAUACUUUUGUAGUUGAACCAAAAGACGAGGAAAAGUAAUAAUAUAAUGUUUUUCUUUUAGAUUUUAUCCUUCUAAGAUUAGAAAAGUUAUUUAAGAAAUUAUGGAUGACAAAUUAAAAAACGAAACUUAUGAUGCUAAUAAUACACCUAUUCUUGCAGAGGAACUUGUUAAGAAAAUUAGAAAUAAAAUUAGAGAUUGUAUAGAAAUUGAAUAUAAAUAUAGCCAUAAAAAUGCCUAGAUUCAAAAUUGCAGUAUAAGUAGUUAUAGGUGAAGUUAAGGGAUAAGGGUGUAAAGUCACAUCAAAGAAUCUUUGGGAUCCUACUUGGGAUAAUUAUGCAUCUUAUGCCUUUUAGAAUGUAUUUUGAAUUAAUUAAUAAGGAAUCUAUUUAUGGAGUGGCAAUUGUUUUUGGUGUUUAUUAUGAAUGA
Messenger RNA from Paramecium primaurelia, 446 nucleotides. The record is from the annotation of a GenBank genome assembly. NCBI's taxonomy places the organism in Eukaryota, Ciliophora, Oligohymenophorea, Peniculida, Parameciidae.